CGUCACACGAUGGACGCCGCGAUUCGUGCACAAUCCGCCCGCGAUUUGUUUACGGUGGCUCGUUGUGUCGCGUCUUUUUGAGUCGAGACCGAAACGCUCGUGUAAGAUUCGAAACGUGCGUGUCGUGCCGUAGAAAAUAUCGCAACGUCGGGCGUGUCUCGAGAGUGCUUUCGGUGUGAAGUGUGUCAGUGAAAGGACGAAGGGUGUCACGUAAGUGUGCGCCGAGCCCUCGGGAGGACUCGUCAAAAAAUCGCAAAAGGACUAGAGAAAGGAAAGCCAGAGAUAAGGGAAGAGUGUAUAAACGGCAACGAAAGAUUCCAUAUUUUGUGCUGUCCACUGCUUCUCGACGAACUCCUCUAGAUAACCGCAAAACGCGCGCAAAAAAAGAAAAUAAAAAAAAUGAGCCAGUUAUAUAGCAGAGUCCAUCGACAGACUGUUUAGCAUGUUUAGCGAGCGAAACGAGAAACAUGGUCCAUCUUACGGUGUAAACGGCACGAGUAUAUGUCGAUUUUAACCUGACCUCUGCUCACGCAGAAGAGAAGUGCGUUAAGAGGUUAAAUAACAACGACCCGUGGCGCGGCCCGAAAAAAAAGCUUCUCCAUGUUUUCAGAGACUUCGUAUGUGUCACUAUCACCAGAUAAUCUAUCAAGGACUGAUCUCGUAAAGCCUCGUAAAGUUCGUUAUCCUGGCCAAACCGCUGGCUCCCGCCAGGUUCCGCCUGGUUCAAGCCGUCGCGCGUCAAUGUGUCCCUGUUGAUUUGUGUUAGUUGUAAGAGAAAAAGAGAGAGAGAGAGAGAGAGAAGGAGCUGAAAGCCGGCGCCAGGGCGCGCGUCACUUAGAGGCUUUAAUUGAGAGUUCUCAGGACAGUUCUCAUGGACUUUUCACUCGACUCGGAAUCCCUGAACUUUCCUUGCUGUAUACUAUAUUAUCCUUUGCUACUACACUGUUGUCGUAAAAUGCAGACGCCUAAUCCGCACAGGACGAGGAACGACGACGACGACGACGAGGAGGAGCCAGGCGGCUGACUAUGGGCAGCAACACGGACGGGGAUAACGCGAACGUCAGCGGCGGCGAGAACGACAUCGGUGAUGAAUUGAAGAUAGGCGCGGACGAGACGUACGACACUCGCAGUGAGGUCUCCUCCAGCAGCUCCAACUCUGACUCCUCUCAUCCCACCAUCAGCACGGUCUCGAGCACGUCCUCGCGUGGCGACAACAAGCGCAGCCGGAGGAACAGAUGCAAGCGUGCGAGGUCCAGGGACACAAAGUCAUCCAGCCCGGAGCUGAAGCGUGCCAGGUCCAAAGAAAGCAAAGGCACCGCCAAGAGUUACGACUACACGACCAAGUUGAAUUACUUGUUCAGAGAUGCAAGAUUUUUCAUCAUCAAGUCCAACAACGCGGAGAACGUAACACUGUCGAAGGCCAAGGGUGUGUGGAGUACGCUGCCUCAGAACGAAGCAAACUUAAAUCAGGCCUACAAGGAGUCACGAAACGUCCUGCUGAUAUUCUCUGUGAAAGAAUCAGGAAAGUUCGCUGGUUUCGCGAGACUUAGUACUGAAUCGAGGAGGGACGGUGCUCCGAUCUCUUGGGUUUUGCCCCCCGGUUUAUCGGCGAGGGCCCUAGGUGGUGUAUUUAAGGUCGACUGGAUCUGCAGGAAGGAAUUACCGUUCACGGCCACGUUACACCUGUACAAUCCUUGGAAUGACGGCAAGCAGGUCAAGAUCGGUCGAGAUGGCCAGGAAAUCGAGCCCAGAGUCGCCGAGGAAUUGUGCCGAUUAUUUCCCGAGGACGAAGGAAUCGAAAUGACGCCUAUUCUACGGAAAUCUAAGGAAGCUGGCAAAAACGUGACGAAAUCGUCGCGUCAUCGUGAUAACAAACCCAUAAACAACUCGAGAUUCUCACGGAGAAGCGGCAGGGGACGCCGAUUAUUCUUAACGUCGAGGUCUCGUUUAGCCUCGUUAGCCAGAAGUUCCCAUGGGAUGGCAGAUCACAGAAGUUCCAGGGACCAUUCACACCGGUACACACCGUGGUUCAAUCGAGGAGAUUCCCCUUACACGAAAGGUUACGGAACUGGGCUGGGUGUCGCUGCAGUUGCAGAAGCUUACGUGGCAGAUUACAUGCGCACCAUGCAACACCAGCUACCCCCGUUGCCUCCUUAUGGUGCUCCACAUCCAUAUGAUGCCCUGCCGCCACCUCCUCCACCUCCGAGAUAUUACGAUGGCUUGCCAUUACCUCCGGAUUACAGCGCGACUGCAUCAGCAUUGGAUAAGCGCUACGAGAGGAGCGUCGACGAAUUUCUAUGGAGAACAGCCAGCCGCCACAGUCGACACAGUGAUCACCGUUCAUCGCGGGAUCAUCAUCAUAGAUACAGAGAUCGCAGAUAAAGAUUUAAUCUAUGGUGUUCUUUCAUUGACUCGCCGAUUCCCAGAUCGCGCUUUGUUAUCAAUGCUGAAUCAACGAUAAAUUAGUUUGUUACUCGUCGCGUUGCUGGAGGUAAAUUUUGGGGAAUAACGACAUUGCACUUAAGCAUCAAUUGUUAAAAUAGGAAAACCAGGUCAAGUAAAGUAAAAAUUAAAAUAAUAACUAUAAGAUAUAUUUAUUUAAUUUAUAUUUUAUCUAAUAUAAAUCAACAAAGUUAAAAUUGUAAAUCAAAUGAAAAAUGUAAUUAUAGUAAAAUAUGAAGAUGUAAGGAAAUUUUUGUUUAAAUAUAAUUACACAUUGAUAUUCUCAUACUUAAGUAAUCAUACGCGAUAUUUCAUAUAUUUGUGAGAAUUGAAAAAUAAUUAAUUUAAGUAUGAUAAUAAAAAGUUAUUUUAGUUAAAUUGAAAAUUCAAUUGAUUUAAGUGAGAAUAUUUAGUUAAAAAAUUACUUCAUGGAAUAAAAAUGUACAAAUUUGUAUCAACAAACAUUUAUUUCGAUUAAACCAAUUUAAAAUUUAUUCAAAUUGUAAGUUAUAUUCUGCAAGUUAAAUUUGGAGAAUUUCUAUUGAAUUGGAAUAAAAAGAUGAAAGAUGUGAGGAUGAAAGAGUUCUUAGAGGUAGAUAGAUCUUUUCAUCCAUGUGAAACUGGGAAUCGACGAAUUCAAUUAUGUAUCUAUUAUGAAGACAAUUAUACUCAUUAUCCAAUAGCGUUUAGUAGUCAUUUAAUGAUUGAACCGCGAUUUCAAGCGCAUUUUCUGUUGUAAAAUAACGUAAACUACAUUAAGUAAGUUUUGUACCACUGAGUAUUGAAAUUCGCAAUUAUCUGUGAAUUUCCGACAUUCUACAGGAUCAAAUGAAAUGCAAUAAUAUCGA
Molecule: messenger RNA, 3290 nt
Organism: Dinoponera quadriceps
Lineage: Eukaryota; Metazoa; Arthropoda; Insecta; Hymenoptera; Formicidae
Gene: Ythdc1
Product: YTH domain-containing protein 1
Exons: 7
Coding region: 1027-2382 (451 amino acids)
Biological process (GO): mRNA splicing, via spliceosome; regulation of alternative mRNA splicing, via spliceosome
Cellular component (GO): nucleoplasm
Molecular function (GO): mRNA binding; N6-methyladenosine-containing RNA reader activity
Source: RefSeq, a predicted model, not a curated record